Aspergillus wentii DTO 134E9 is the source of this 1147-nucleotide messenger RNA. Its product is annotated as YbhB/YbcL family Raf kinase inhibitor-like protein. The record is from RefSeq and is a predicted model, not a curated record. The coding region runs from base 319 to 918 and encodes 199 amino acids. The transcript has a single exon. NCBI's taxonomy places the organism in Eukaryota, Fungi, Ascomycota, Eurotiomycetes, Eurotiales, Aspergillaceae.
GUAUGGGAUGAUGGGAGAGAACCAGGAUUUGAUGGCAGAGAUGCAUUUCUUUCGAUGUCUGAGAUGAGAGACAGCGCUUUUGGCUGUUGUGGACAGCCCUCGUCGUUGCCAGAAACAAAUCUCGUCGAUAGUCGCUCUUACCAUCUCUGUCGAUCACCCUCAUAUCAGAUUUGUCUGUGGCAAAAGAUGUCAACAAUGUACAUAUCACAUCGACCAUUUUCGCUAUCGUUGACAUUGACAAGCACUGCUUAUUCAAAGUAAGUUCAAGGUGAAUACAUUGGCAGCAUCAUCGCGAGUCGUCUAACCGUUCCUGGCUAGAUGACUUACGCAAUUUUUGCCUUGGGCUUAUUUCUCCUUCUCUCCACGGUCAACGCCCAGGAUGGCAGACUCUUCUUUCAAGGACCAGCCUUCUCUCAGUUUCCUGUGGCAACAUUCGACGUGGAUUGCCCUGAAAUCGGUCCAUCAGGAUCAAAUCUGACCAUCGAAAAUUCGCGAGACGGCACAGGAUGCUUCCCAGCAUUGGGGUGGUCGCCUUCGUCACCAGGCACCGCAAAGUAUCUCAUCAUUAGCGAGGAUCCAGAUGCACCGUUGCCAAAGUCCAUCAUCCACGGGCUCUACUACGCGAUCCCACCUGAGUUUACUGGAAUAACCGAAGAGUCUCUCCUCUUUGAUGGAAUACCAUACACCGUUAGGGCUGGGUUCAAGUACGGCCAGAAUAGAGGAGGGAGUGUCUACCUGGCGCCGCAGCCAAUGGUGGGACACGGACCACAUCGGUACUUUUUCGAGGUCAUUGCACUCAACCAGACGAUUGACCAGGCCAAUCUCAGUCCAGCUGCGACUGUGGAAGAGAUAGCGCGAGAGAUUGAAGGCAAGGUUGCGGGAUGGGGGGCAUGGAUGGGAGUGUUGGAGAGGACAUGAGCGGUGAAAUUGACUAUUCUUAUGCACGUUGGCAAGUUAUCAAUAUCGACAGUGUAUUCUUGAGCAGCAGCAGAUCAAGCAGAUUUUGAGUAGUGCACUGGUAUUUAUAGAAGCAUUUUUUACCUUUUUCAGGGAGUAGGUAGGCACUGACUUCUCAUAUUCAUGCAAUAACCGGCUAUGAUGGGGUAUCAAUAUGCGACAAAGUUUGGAGAAUGAGGCAUAGCAGAAG